Dibothriocephalus latus is the source of this 462-nucleotide messenger RNA. Lineage: Eukaryota; Metazoa; Platyhelminthes; Cestoda; Diphyllobothriidea; Diphyllobothriidae. The record is from the annotation of a GenBank genome assembly.
AUGUACGGUUCGAGCAGGUUCACCCUAUUUGAACUGAUUAUUGAAAAGGCCACGACAAAACCGCAGUGCCUUACUUGCCGAAAUAUAGGUGUCUUCAAAGAAAUUGGAUGCACCGUCAAGACAACGCGUGUUGUCAUCCUCCUUCAGUUAAAGUAUCGUAUGGAACCUGACUAUACCGUUGAGCUCAUUAAAAUUGUGAUUCCCGAUGCAGUCUUCGAUGCAAAGCUGGAAGAGUUGGUUGGGGACAGUGGCAUGUCUUCCACCUAUGCCCUACAGCUUGCGGAUCUCAGCGUUCAAAAUAUCACCUCAAGCAUAAAUGCCCGUAGACUGUCUAUUCCUGUCGCCGCUGUGAGUGUCUGGAAAACAUGGGCUCUUUCCAACUGCGAAAGAAUUUUGAAAGUGGCAUUUACUCGGCGUGGAGUUGUCAGCAUUGAUGGAAAAUAUUUUCCAUUUGAGAAUUAG